Molecule: messenger RNA, 5135 nt
Organism: Tyto alba (common barn owl)
Lineage: Eukaryota; Metazoa; Chordata; Aves; Strigiformes; Tytonidae
Product: microsomal triglyceride transfer protein
Exons: 18
Coding region: 114-2765 (883 amino acids)
Biological process (GO): lipid transport; lipoprotein metabolic process
Cellular component (GO): Golgi apparatus; endoplasmic reticulum; basolateral plasma membrane
Molecular function (GO): lipid binding
Source: RefSeq, a predicted model, not a curated record
GGAGAAGGUCGGGCCCCUUCGCCUGACGCUGCAAAUCUUGCCCACUUUUGUUGUAUAGUCCCUCUCCCACCCCACUUCCUUUCCCGUCUCCUGCCCAGCUCCCAGAGCCCACCAUGAAUCCGCAGGCGGUUUUGGGAUCCGUUUGCCUGCUUUGCUUUUCCUUCGGGAGCACAGCAAAAGGGGAUUUGCAGCUGCUUUCUUUCCAGCCCGGGACCCUGUAUCAGUACCGUUACUCCCUGGACAUCCAGUUGGACCACGCGUCCCUCCGGGGAGCCUGGCUGAGGGCUGAGGCCUUGGUCCAGCUGCACCCGCUCUGGAGGGACCAAGGUGGGGAAGAGCUGCUCCAGGUGCAGAUCCGCGAUCUGAAAGCCCAACGUGAGCCAGAAGAGGAGAGGAGCCAGGACAGCACUGAGGGUCCCCCUGCAGAGAUUGCACUGAGCCAGGAGGCACAGGCAGAGCUCCAGCAGCCCGUGUUCAUCUCCUGGAGUAGCGGGAAGGUCAAAGCCUUCUACGGGACCGAAGCCGAAAGCGUCCUGAUUUCAAACCUGAAGAGAGGCAUCAUCAGUCUGCUCCAGCUCCAGCCCCACGCCGGCACUGCAGUGGAGGAGGACGUCUCCGGGAGCUGCCAAGUCACGUACACUGUGUCCAACCAUUCCAUCACGAAGACAAAAAAUCUCCUCAGCUGCACAAAGCCAGAGUCUGGAUUCACCUCCGUAAACAAAAUUUUUGGAGUUGAGUGGCAGCCCACCAGCAGAAGCCACUACGUGGUGAAAGACAACCUCCUCCAGUCAGUGCUGUCAGAGGAAAGGCAUGUGGUGUCUCCAACCCUGAGGUCCACCACCGGCAUCAAAAUCAGUUCAAGGCAGCAGCUCCAGCUAGUGUCCCCUCCAAUGCCCGGCCCAACAGAGGUGGCUGGGCAAAGCCUUGAGGACGCACUGGCUGGCACGGAGGGACGGCACCAGCCCCUGGGCAUGGCCAGCCUGCCCUUCAGGAGGGUCUGCACCCGCUGCCCAUCGCUGAGAGCCUACCUGAAGGCUUUUGACAGGCAGGGAGUCAAAACGGACACCUCGAAGGCAGCAACCACAUGGGAGUUCCAGAGGUUCAUCCAGAUGCUGCGCAGCGCCAAGAAGAAAGAUGUUCUGCAGUUGCUGAGGAGAGCGCCCAAGGCAAUGCUCCCCUUUGUCGUGGAGGCAGCAGUAGCCGCACAGUCAAUGGCUUCCUUGGCAGCUCUCUCCGACUUUCUGGAUUUCAACAAGGAGCCCAAAUCCCUGCCAGAGAAGUUUCUCUAUGCAGCUGCUUUCUCUCCCCGGCCUUCAGGAGAGCUUCUCCGCCUGGUCUUGGACAAGCUGGAUGGGAAGCAGCUGGCCCCUGAGGUCCAGGAGACAGGGAUAGUUGCUGUGGGCUCCCUUGUCGGCAAGCUGUGCCAGCAGAAGCUGUGUGGGCUGCAGGAGGUGGAGCGUGGAGUGGAAGCCAUCCUCACGGGGCUGAGGGGCACCGAGGAGGACUCCAAGGUGGUCAUUUACCUGCUGGCCCUGGGGAACGCGGUGCUCCCCGAAACCAUCCCCACCCUCCUGGACCACGCCGAGGAGGGUCCUGCCACCAUCACUGCUGCUGCCAUCUCUGCCCUGCGACGAUUCCCCGCUCAGUACAUCUCUGACAAGGUGAAACAAGCAAUGAGGAGGAUUUUCCAUGAGAAAAGGAAAAGCUAUGAAAAAACAUGUCGCCUGGCCGCUGCAGAAAUCCUCCUAGAUAACGAGCCCUUGCCCAUGGAUGUCAUCAACAUCCUGCUGGCUGCCAAUGAGCUGGAGACAGAAACAGCAACAUUUUUGCUGCUGAAGAUCCAGAACAGCCUGAGUGCUGACCACCACCCAGCAAGGAAAAUAAUGAAAGACAUCAUGAGAGACCCACGGAUAAAUAAUUACAACUUCUUCUCGAAAGCCGGCAUCUCCUCUUCUUUCUCAGGACCUCUGACAGUCACCCAGGACCUGCUCUCCACCUUCGGGCUGGACCUGCUGUUUUUGGAGGGUGGCUUCCUGAGGAAGAGCGUCUCUGACUUCUCGCUGCUCAGCCGCGGCCGGCGGCUUUGCGCAGCUCAGGUCGCUAUUGAAGCACAAGGGAUGGAGUCGAUGGUGGGAGAAAACGUCUUGGAAGGAGAAGAGGAGCCAGAGCUCACGGCUGGGAUGUCUGCCAUCUUCCUCAAUGUUCAGUUGCGGCCGAUUGUCUUCUUCCAGGGAUAUACAGAUUUAAUGGCCAAGGUCCUGUUAAGCAGCGGAGAACCCACAAGCGUGGUCAAAGGGAACCUCCUGCUGAUGGACCAUCACCAGGUCAUUCCUCUGCAGUCUGGUCUCCAAGUGACCAUCAAACUCCAGGGCGGGCUGGGGCUUGACAUUUCAGCCGACAUGGACGUGAGCAUUUGGGAGCAGGAACUGAAAACCAGCAUCAACGCAAGGGGAAGCCUCGCCAUUGAUUUCCAGACAGAACUAGAUGCCCCUUUCCUCCAAGCCACCCUGAGAAGCCAGACAGAGGUGGAGACCUCCAUCCACUUUGACACCAUGCUGAGGUUUUCUGGCAGCCCGGUGCUCAUGUGCCUGCAGCUGAGAGAGGAGCAGGUCCCAUACAGAGAAAUCUUCACGGUUUCCAAGUCUGCUGGGAGCCAGAGCAGCACUACUCGAAAAGGCAGGCAGGGCACCAUGCCUGGGCGAGAGUUUGCCUUGCACCGGGCCAACUCCAAGGUCUGCAACCUCCUGCUGACGGCAGAAGAAUAAGGGAGUUGGAGCUCUUUGGGACUGGAUAACUACUUGCCACACACCCCAGCUCUCUGUGAACCCGACAUGAGCUGUCAAGGGCUCUGCCCAACUCCUCCACAACCGUCUUUUAAUAAGAAAAAUGCUGCAAUACAGGCAUCAGAAGAGACCACAAGAGGAACUGCUACAGGACAGCCAGAGUUACCCCUUGCCUGGGGCUGGAGGAGCCAGACCUGUCCUCCUGAAAUUUCUGCCUGAACUCUUUCCCUUCAUGGGGAAGGGCUUGCUGGAGGCCAAACUGGUCCUUGUGAAAACCAGCCUUCUUUUGCGAAUGAAUGAGCCCAAGAAACACUUGUGCAAGCCUAUACCCCAAAAUGCUGCAUUUUUUCCCCAUUUAUUGAAGCAAUCAGGAGGGAGCAUAUCUUCAGCCAGCAGGGAAGAGGGUUCCCCUUGGAGGGAAUGAAUGACCCUCCUUUAAUGCACAGUUUUUCAGCUGCCAAAUUGUCCAGGAACAUGGGAAAAAUUAUUUCUGGAAGAGGUGUGGGGGUUUUAAAUUAUUUUUUUUUAAUUCAACCACAUAAACAUUCACCCCAGAAUAAUCCUCAGGGAGAAAGGCAGAGAAGCAAGAUGAAAUGCUUCAUAACCUGUUGCCAAUUAUUUUAUGUUCUUUCAGGAACAAUUGAAGGUGUUUGCAUUUAUUUGCAUACAAAGGCAACUCAGCUCACUCACAGCUUGGUACCAUCCUUUUACUCCUGGGGAAAAAUUUGCAUUCUGUUGCCAGGGCCUGGCUGGUGCCACAUCAGGCAGCAAGGGUGAGGCUGGCGGGGGGGAACAGCUUGUAUUGCAGUGGGGGUCAGAUUCACACUCAGAGGGGGGAAAAAAAAAAAUAUAUAUAUAUAUAUUUAUAGAAAGGAGCAAGGCAGAGGAACGUGGCCCACUGAGCUUUCCCCAAAAUUGGGGAAAUUAAGGCAAAGUUAAAACAGAUCAGGGCAGAUGUAGCAAAUAGCAAGAGACCCUUCUAAAGCAUAUGGACCAGCAGUCUCAGUCCUCAUCUUGAGACAGGGGCAAUUGUCUCGAGGAUGGAGCUUAAUGUGGAAAAAAAUGGGGGAGACCCACCGGCUGCUGGGGGAGGCUGGAAGGAGAUGGGGGGGCUCAAGCAGGGACUGGCUGAAGGACAAAAGGAAGAGACAUUGGUGUCUCGAAGACAUUAAAGCGUCUCAGCUCAGCUCUGCAUAUCCCCUCAUGACGUUGAUCCUCGGCGACUGCUUCCUGCUCUCGUGUCUACACUUGACUUUUUUCCACACAUUUUUCCCUCUAAGACAGGCUGGGCUGCAAGAAUCAUCCAGGGUCAUAAAAAACAGCUCGUAAUUAGAAGCUGCAAGAGCACAAACAUUUUAGCGUUUGCAAAGAGUGGAUUGAAAAGUUGGCUUGAGAUUACCAGGACUCCCAGCAUGGGUUAAAGACACUGGAAAUAGAGAAAUCACUCUUCUAACAGGAGUGGCACACAAAACUGGAUCUGCAGUCAGCAGCGCUCAGCUGGGGAACCAGAUGAUUUCAAACCACAGUCACAAGCUGCCAAGGUGUUCAGAAAGUUCUCAGUCCUUUGGGCAUUAUUUUUUUAAAUGAGCUAAUUGGUGGUUCGGUCCAUCCUAUAGGACCAAUAUGGAUGCUGGUUGCCAUGGAGGGCAAGAGAUCAUGUUUGACUGACUGUGAUCCUUUCUGGAUUUGAGAAUCUAUCACAGAGAGCUUCGACAAACAUUACAAAGCUGUUACUUCAGGUAAACUUCCUUCGGAGUGGACAUUAUUCAACCCAAACUGGAAAAGUUAAGUAGUGGGGUCACACCUCCAUCCCGUCGCCUUCCUGCUCUUUAUAGAAGCCAGCGCAUAGUAGAUGUGCCUUUUGUUGAUGCAUGCAGAUUCAAACCCCAUCUAUUAAGAGGUGACUUCUGCCUAGAGCUUCUCAUCUUCCUUUUUGAUCCAAAGUUUACAUAUUAAUGGAGAAGCCUCUGGCCUCUCUUAUCGCCUGAACAGCAGUUCCCCUUCUCUUUUAAUCAAGGCAGCAGAUGGAAAUAAGAUUGCCUCAACCCUACAUGCAGGAAGGCAGCGUUCCAGCAACAAAGGAAUACAGCAGCUUCCCUUUUCUGCUGAUAUUUGGGCUCUUUUGGUGACUGUUUGUGAAAAUUACAAUUAGCUUCAAGUAAAUACUGUUCUUCUGUUUUGCAUUCUCCUCUCAAGUUGGAUUGUUAUCAGCCACAACCACCAAACACCUCUCCAGCACUGGAGGGAAGCUCGCAAAGGAAAAACAGUAUUUCUUAAUUACUUCCCGAUAAAAAUGUGCCUUUGGUAUAUUUUUAGCCCUUUUUUUUUUUUUUUUUUAUUAUAGAACAUGAU